Molecule: messenger RNA, 330 nt
Organism: Macrosiphum euphorbiae (potato aphid)
Lineage: Eukaryota; Metazoa; Arthropoda; Insecta; Hemiptera; Aphididae
Source: the annotation of a GenBank genome assembly
AUGCAGCUACUUAAUAACAAUGCCAUUCCACUUAUAAGGGACAAUCCUGAAAGUGAUAAUGAAGACAGACCAAAUUUGGUUGCAAAUUUUGAUGAAGAUGGACCUUUAUUCGAUAAUGAUGAUUAUAAUGUUGCUCCAUUUGCUCCGGUGCCUGAUAAUUUGAUUCUUAGACAACCAAACUCAUGUGUUGUUUGUUUGUCUGAGCCAAGUACACAUGCUUGUGCACCGUGUGGACACCGAUGUAUAUGUGAAACCUGCAGUACCGGUCCUUUGUAUAGAUGUCCACUUUAUCAAGGAGAAAUUAUUUUAAUCAUGAGGAUUUUUAACUAA